This is a messenger RNA of Nymphaea colorata (pocket water lily), 879 nucleotides long. RefSeq lists its product as uncharacterized. The coding region runs from base 127 to 675 and encodes 182 amino acids. NCBI's taxonomy places the organism in Eukaryota, Viridiplantae, Streptophyta, Magnoliopsida, Nymphaeales, Nymphaeaceae. The transcript has a single exon. Gene Ontology annotation, cellular component: nucleolus. The record is from RefSeq and is a predicted model, not a curated record.
UUGGGCCGUUUACACCCCUUCUCUGAUUCUCUCUCUCUCUCUCUGUGCCGCCAGAGGUUGCCUAAAGAGAAGCCGCCGCCUCCCUUUCUUCUCCCUCUUUGGUCCGUCCCUGUCUCUGUGGGAUCGAUGGCCUGCACCAUCGAUUUCCGGUGCCUAGAUGAAGGAUUGGGAGGCCAGAACCGCCAAAAGAGAAAGAGAUCGGCGGCAGACGAUGACGGCGAGCCCCUGGCCAUGGAGGUCGACGAUGUCCCUUCUUCGAAGAGAUCUGCCGUCCCCUCCGCAAACGACCCGGACCGGCCUACUUUCGGGAAGCCCACCUACGACGGCGUAAUCGCGGGAAGGGUCUCCGGCCGGAAGUGGAAGGAGCCCCGGCGGGAGAGGGCGUCGUCGGUGAGGGUGAGCCACAAGGGAACGACGUUCGAGCAGAGGGCGCGGGCAAAGGAGAUAAAGAAGGCGUACAAGGAGAGGAUGAACGAGCUGAAGGAGGAGAUAAGGACCAAUAAGGUGGAAAAGCGGAAACAGAGAGAGGAAAGGGAGAAGAGGAAGAAAGAGAACAUACUGAGGUCGGGUACCAAGCUCCAGAAGAUCACGAACCCGAAGACGUUGAAGAAGAUCGCCAAGUCGAAGCAGAAGAAGCUCUUGAAGGUGGUGCCUGACGAUCUGCUCAAGAAGUAGGGUUUUGCCUUUUCUUUAUUUUUUCUUUUCCCCCUCGUUUGAAAUUUAUAUAUGGUCAUAUGUAUGUUUUUGACUGGUGGGUGUUGGAGAAAUUAACAACCAUGAAAGGGAAAUGAGUUUAUCUCUUUUUUGGUAGCCGCAGAGGUUUUGUAGUGAAAAUUCAUUCGGCUAAACUACUUAAUUUUAACUGAGAUUUAGUUUGAA